Molecule: messenger RNA, 1173 nt
Organism: Paramecium pentaurelia
Lineage: Eukaryota; Ciliophora; Oligohymenophorea; Peniculida; Parameciidae
Source: the annotation of a GenBank genome assembly
AAUGGCUGAUACUUAAACUCCUGAUGAUAUUAGUAGAGUGAUUCCCACAAAUCCUUAAUUUCAAGUGACUGGUGCAGUUCAGAAUCAAAUUUAGAUUCCAAACCAAAUUCCGCAAAUUUAAUAGUUACCAUAAUAAGCAUAUGUUGUAUAUGCUCCUUAGAUGUACUAACCAAGACCUUAAUUUAAUCUUAAUUAAGUUCAACCUAUCCAAUACCCAUAAUUUCAACAUCCAUAACACAUGAUUCCACCUUAAUAAUAACCACUCUUACCAUACUAAUAAUAACCUUAAAUAGUUUAACCAUUACUUCCUGUACUAAAAUAAGAAGAAACUUUAAAGCAUGAUUCCUUAAGAUUGGCUGGAAAAUUGGAAAGAAGAUUUUUUAACUUAUAAGUUCUCAGCUUUUUCUUACUUUUUUAAGCCUUUGCUUUAAUUCUAUGUUGUUGUUCUUAUCGCAAUGGCUUUAUUGAAUUCCAGUAUCACCUUUAUGGUAGAUUUAAAGUUACAUUUUACAUUUUCACAGUAAUCAUGACACUUUCACUAUUAUAUUCAUACACAGUUUCAAAGAAAUUUAAAAAUAAUUAAUUUAGCAAAGUUCUUUGUGUAGUCUAUGGAUUAGCUUAUGGCUUUUUUAUAUAGGCUUUGUAUUCUUCCACUUAUUAUAAUUACUAAUAUUAUCAAUAUGGAAGCUAUUUUUAUUUUUUGGAAUCAGAUGGGGGUGAUGUUAUAGUUAUAAUAGUGUUUAGUUUCAUAAAUUUAGAAGUUCUAUCACUAUUUGCAUAUGCAAUGCAAGAAUUAGAUCAAUUAAGUUUUAGAAGUACAUUUUCAUUUUUAUUAUUAGAUUCCUUCUGGUACAUUAUGAUACCUUCAAUUACUUAUGGUGGAAUACUAUUUUCUCUUUAUUACCAAUACGGUAUCUUAUGUGGAAUUAUCUGUUUUUCAAUUGCAUUUGGAUUCUAUUUACAAUUCAUCCUUUCUAGAAUGAUUCAAUCAACUAAAGUAUUUAUUUAUAAUAAUCCUUUAGUUUAAUUUGAGAUCUGAUGAUGGUAAAUACUCAGCUGUUCUACUAAGCUUUUUAAUUUUAGUUCCAUUCUUUGAUAUCGGAUUUAACAAAAGUGAUGAAAUGGUCUAAUAAUCUUAGAGCUAAAACUCUUAGUAAAAAAAUGUACAAUGAG